Messenger RNA from Clupea harengus (Atlantic herring), 3004 nucleotides. RefSeq names its product leucine-rich glioma-inactivated protein 1-like. The record is from RefSeq and is a predicted model, not a curated record. Gene Ontology annotation, molecular function: protein binding. Gene Ontology annotation, biological process: myelination. Lineage: Eukaryota; Metazoa; Chordata; Actinopteri; Clupeiformes; Clupeidae.
CAGUGUCAUUCUCCUUAGACGCUUUGCCUACCACAAUCUAGAGUUGAAGAUGCACACAUUCUUAUACUUUAGUGGUGGAUAUUUUCUUACAGCUCAAAAUCUGUCACAUAGAAACACUUUUUGGUGGAAGAGGCAAAAGGAUUAUAUCUAUUCAUGUAGUUGACAGACCUGCUUUCAAAGAUUCCCUGUACUUUACAGGUGCAUCCAACAGGCCUAUUAUUGUUUUUAUUCUAGUUCUUGGAAUAAAUCAUGCAGCUUGUUCUCCCUUUCUCUGUAGAUGCCGACAUACAGUAGGUAUAUUCACUUAAGACCAAGUAAUUUCCCCACGUAUGAGCAAAACCUUCAUUUCAUUAAACAGCCAACUAGGACAAAACGGCCUGCCAGAUCACUUGCCAGAGAAGGCGUUUAAGAUUGUUUUUUUUUUUUUACAUCUUGGAUACAGCUUGGUAUCCAAGGCAAUCUGGCUCAUUACUGUCAGUGGUUUCAGAUAAACGAAUAGGUGCAGCUGUGGAUUCAACAGGCUACUACAACUGUUGGCUAAGUAGGCUCGAAUUGAUCUGGUAGCCACUAUUUUCCAUUAUUUUUAUGCAUUUGUUAAUCGCUUGCCCCAAGGAUGUAUAGGCUACCUCAUAUAAUGUGUGCGUCUGGUUCACCGUUAUAAUUCCAACGACAGAAUAAAUACAAGACAGGACUAAAACAGUAUACAGACUUGGUCGUCAUAAUGUCUAUAAAAUUAAGGCGUGGCAUUACAAAAUCGUUGGAGAGCUCAACAGCGGGUUAAGAAACUCAUCUGACACCAGGCCAGCUGGUAUUUCCAAUGGUCUAACUGGCUUUUGUGUCGCUUCCAUGUCUUCCUUAGCAGCCACUAUUGUUUGAUUUGAAGGGACAGUGCACCAGCCAGCGUACAGAUUCACUCAAUGGACUCGCUUAUUCAUUCGACAGUUGGCUAAACUAUAAGCUUUGGCAGCGACACAAACAUUUGAAACGCCCAUAUCGGCUGAAACAUAUUAAGACUACGCAGAAACGAAUAGUGAUUCAUGUGCAGACACAUUUGACUAAAGGGCCGUAGACAAGCUGGAUCGAAAAGGAUGGGAUAUGUAAGGGGAAUCCUCAAGAGACUGACCCUCCUCAUUUGCGUCUUCAUGAUUCAAGCAGACGGCAGGAGACUUAAGCAACCCCGAUGUCCAGCUUUCUGUACUUGCACCAAAGAUAACGCACUAUGCGAAGGAGCUACGAUUCCUCGCAGCUUCCCCCCAGAUGUCAUCUCACUAUCAUUUAUGAAGGCGGCAUUCAGUGAAAUCCCCAAGGAGAGUUUCAUCCACACUCCGGCUCUUCAUCUCCUCCUCUUCACAACUAAUUCACUUGACACUAUACACGAGGAUGCGUUCAUUGGACUUCCACACCUGGAGUAUCUAUUCAUUGAAAACAACCAGAUCAAAUCCAUAUCACCACAUGCUUUCAGAGGAUUGAAAACCCUCAUUUAUUUGAGCCUGGCCUACAAUAAUCUUCGGUCAUUGCCAAAAAAUCUUUUCAAUGGUAUGGGGGCCCUAACAAAAGUAGAUCUUCGUGGGAAUCAGCUCAACUGUGACUGUGACCUCAAGUGGCUUGUAGACUGGAUGUACUAUAGUAAUGCCACAGUGGAUCCGACCUCCUGUAGUAGUCCAGUCCUUCUCCAGGGGAAAAUGGUCACUGACCUUGUGCCACAGUCGUUUGACUGCAUUACAGCAGAGUUUGCAUUUUACCAAACCCUUAAAUUCCAGUCCAUCUCAGUGGAGGCAUUCACAUUUGGCAAUGACCAGUAUGUGGUUUUUGCUCAACCUUUUACUGGACAGUGCAGCUUCCUGGAAUGGGAUCAUGUUGAAAUGGUGUUCAGAAACUUUGAUGUCAUAGACAGUAUCUCCACUGUGAUUUGCAAACCAUUGGUUAUUGAUAACCAGCUGUUCAUCAUUGUGGCCCAGCUGUUUGGUGGCUCCCACAUCUACAAACGGGAUAUCUCUGCUAGCAAGUUCAUCAGGAUCCAGGAUAUUGACAUCCUCAAGAUAAGGAAACCAAAUGAUGUGGAGACCUUCCAAGUAGACGGCGAAUUCUUCUUUGUCAUUGCAGACAGCUCCAAAGCUGGCUCCACCACAGUCUACAAGUGGAACGGCAACGGCUUUUACCCUCACCAGGCGUUACACCCGUGGUACCGUGACACAGAUGUGGAGUAUCUGGACAUCUCUGGCAAACCCCACCUGAUCCUCUCCAGCAGCAGCCAAAGGCCUGUGGUAUACCAGUGGAGUAAGGGCACCAAGAUGUUUGAGCGCAGGACAGACAUUCCUGACAUGGAGGACGUUUACUCCAUUAAGCACUUCAAAGUGAAAGGUGAGCUGUACAUCUGUCUCACACACUUUAUUGGCGACUCUAAGGUGAUGCAGUGGGACGGCUCCAUGUUCGGUGAACUACAGACAAUGCCGUCUCGUGGCUCUAUGGUCUUCCAGCCAUUCACUGUAGGCAAGUGGCAAUAUGCCAUCCUGGGCAAUGACUACUCAUUCACACAGGUGUAUCGGUGGGACACAAAACAAGGACGAUUUGAUCCCUUCCAGGAGCUAAACAUUCAAGCACCCAGAGCCUUUUCCCCAGUGUCCAUUGACAACCGAGGGUUCUUACUGGCAUCCAGUUUCAAAGGAAACGCAAAGAUUUAUGAACAUCUUAUCAUCGACUUAAGCAAUUGAUGCUUGCCUAUAUAGAUUAUGCAGUGAUGCUGAUGGUGUUUGAAAUUCAGAUGUACUAUGUCAAAUUAAGGAUGUCAAUUUAUGUGCAUGAAUUAUGUGAGCCUUUACUGACAGAUAUUUGUAGUGUGCUGUGAUUGGUAUCAUCAUCUAGCAUUUUUGUAAAUCAGCACUCUUUCUUAUCAAUUUUUACCACUCAACUAGUUUCAGAAGUGCUUGAUUUAGGGGAGAUGAACAAACAUUUACUUUUUAAAUCUAGAGGAACUAGAUCUGCCAAAUUAAAUGUUUACAAUUUU